Mollisia scopiformis is the source of this 784-nucleotide messenger RNA. RefSeq lists its product as uncharacterized. The transcript is spliced from 4 exons. The coding region runs from base 125 to 586 and encodes 153 amino acids. NCBI's taxonomy places the organism in Eukaryota, Fungi, Ascomycota, Leotiomycetes, Helotiales, Mollisiaceae. The record is from RefSeq and is a predicted model, not a curated record.
CAUUAACAUCAGGAGCUGCAACGAUUCUCAUUCUUUAUCGGAAAUUCUUCAUUAAUAUGGAUUGAAGUCCUUUCCACUGAUCCAUAACAUAUUCAAACUUCUCUCAAGUCACCUUUAGGUCAAAAUGACUUCCAUACUUCCACCAAUUCCCCGAUUUGUGAUGACUGUCUUUGAGCCUAUUUCGCUCAUUGCUGGUGCUGUCGCUCCUUUCAUCAGUCCAGAGUGGUUCGUUGCUGAGCAGAUUCCCGGAAACCCAACUCAGCCUAUCACAACUCAGACAGCGAUGGUGGCGUAUCAACUUGGUAACAUCUAUCUGCUGCUAGCAAUGGUAGGCAUUGCAGUCCUUUACACAACUACCGAGCCAAGAGUAGUCCGUAACUACGUUAUUGCCUUAUGGCUUGCGGAUAUUGGUCACGUAGCGGUUACAUGUUGGGUCAUGGACUAUGAUAAACUCAUUGACAUCAUGAACUGGAAUCCCUUGACAUGGGGAAACAUUGGUGCCACAGUGGGCUUAUUCUCUGUUCGUACUGCCUACUUGUUUGGACUUUUCGGACCGGACAUCAAGUCUGCUUCAAAGUUGCAAUAAGUUGGAAGCAGUGGAGCUCUCUGAGGUUGACGUUCUUUUAUGAACCUAAUGCUGCUUUCCUAUUGUGCUUUACUGCGUGCCUCUGUUGAUUUUGAAAGGAUCUUAAUUCUGGGACUAUGUCAAAAGAUAUGGGAAACUGUUGUAUACAUAAAGUUUCAAAGCGUGGUCUGUGUGGCUUAUGGUAAUUCGUCUUGAAGC